AAAUCCACAGCCUUGGGACAACUCCGUUAUAACCUGCCUGGAUAAAAAUGUAAUUGCAUUGCGCAGGACUUUUCUGUCGUAAGAAAAGAUAUCUUUUCCCGAGGACUGUGCGUUUUAUCCGACACCACCAUGCCACAGGUCCUUCACUGCACCAUAGCAACAUAAUGGCAUGUAGGAGCGGCUGCUGCUGCGGCUCCGGACCAAUAAACGAUGAUAACGCGAGGUUCCUGCUGCUGGCUUUGUUCAUCAUUAUAUAUCUCCUCUGUGGAGCUGCAGUGUUUUCCGCGCUGGAGCAACCAAAGGAGCGGGAGGCGAAAGAGCGCUGGGCGCAGAGGUUCGAGCUGUUCAGCCAGAAGUACAACCUGAGUAAGAAAGAGCUGAAUAACUUCCUCAGGAACUACGAAGAGGCGAACGUAGCGGGUAUCCGUGUGGACACGAUCAGACCUCGAUGGGACUUCACCGGCGCUUUUUACUUCGUGGGAACUGUGGUGUCAACCAUUGGGUUUGGGAUGACCACCCCUGCCACCAUUGGAGGAAAAGUCUUCCUGAUGUUCUAUGGCCUGCUUGGCUGCGCAGCAACGAUCCUCUUCUUCAACCUCUUUUUGGAGCGUGUCAUCACCGUCAUCGCCGUUGUCCUAAGGUCCUGUCACAAAAGACGCCACAACAAAGUUGUGCUCCCACCAAAUGGCCGGCAGGUCUCUGAGGGAAACAGAGCAGGGGGAAGUGCAGGAAAAGGAGAUGAGCUGGCUGGCUGGAAGCCUUCGGUCUACUGUGUCAUGCUCAUUCUAGGAGCAGCAGCUAUCUUGGUGUCCUGCUGUGCCUCAUUCAUGUAUUCGGCAGCUGAGGGCUGGGGCUACCUUGACUCGCUCUACUUCUGCUUUGUGGCCUUCAGCACCAUUGGUUUUGGAGACAUGGUGAGCAGCCAGAGGGUCGUUUACGAGGGUCACGCCACGGCCGCAUAUCGGCUGGGCAACUUCUUCUUUAUCCUGACUGGCGUUUGUUGUAUCUACUCCCUCUUUAACGUCAUCUCCAUCGUCAUCAAACAAGUCCUCAACUGGCUGCUGAGGAGGCUUGAAGCCCCCUGCCGCUGCUGUUUCCCCAGGAGGGGUCACCAUCCGCAUCGGCAUCCCCGACGGAACGUGGUGGCCCCGGGUCACAUGCGUGCCCGCAGGGACCUCUCCAUCGAGACGGACGCCAUUAACGAAAGCGAGACUGACACCGGGCGCAGGAUGUCUGGGGAGAUGAUUUCCAUGAGGGACUUCCUGGCAGCCAACAAGGUGAAUCUGGCUAUUAUGCAGAAGCAGCUUUCGGAGAUGGCCAUCGGGCACCCGCGCCAGUCUAGCUCCAGUUCACGUCAGAAUGGAUUCUCAGGAGGGGUGGGUGCCCUUGGCAUCAUGAACAAUCGACUGGCAGAGACUAGCGUGGACAGAUAGGGGAAACAGUGUGAAUCCUUUUCAAAGGAUACAAAAGGCUGAGAGGAUGAGACGACAAACUGACGCUGAGGACUGUCUUCCUGGAAAAGAUUUGGCUGAAGAUUUGAGUGGUUUACAAAACUGAAUUUAUGACUAAGUAAUUCAUCUUUUCCAUUGACAAGCAACCUGACCCCCAGCAGUUACCUUUUUUCCUGUCGAGACUGAACAUGAAUGAUGCAUGCUAGUUUGCUGGAGUCUCACAUCUGGACCAGGCUCAGCGUGCAGGAAUGUUACCCUGUGAGGAAUUCAGUUUCCAUGGUGAUAAAAAGCCUGCCUAGAGCCUUGUAUCUAAGCCUUAAAACAUGAUGCACUACAUGCUACUUCACACCUGACCGCAACUUCCACUCAUCCAUCAUACUUAUCACUAUGACUCUACCCACGUCCAUGCUGUGUCUAACAUAAAAAUAGCUUUAAUAAAAUGGGUGUGAUUUUGAUUUGUGUCUAACAGUAGUUAUUACAUAAGACUUGGUGUCAUAUAGAAGCCUAAUUAUAAUUAUUUCAUGGUUUAUUGAAUGUUUAUCUUAAAUGCAGAAUGCAAGAUUCUGUAAUUAGACUCUCAAAUGGCACUCGUUUCUAUUAUUUGUAACUCAGACAAAUGGUCCACGGCCUUAUUAUUGCCCAUUCAAUAGCCUCCAUCUUGGCACCGCUUUCAUUGAUUAUCUCUUCGACAAAUAGAAGACAAAACCCCAAAGGGACCUCAAUACAGAACAAACAGACCUAUCUCUAGCUGGAUGGGUGGUGUUCGGAGCCUGAGAUGACGCACAUUGUGUGAGACUGCUGUUUACUUUGGGUUUUGUUGCACAUUAUCCAAGCACAGAUGCAGAAUUGAGUAAUUUUCACACCUGAUGUCGACCUACAGUCCCUGUAGGCGAUUAGUAUGGAUAAAAAUGCAGUGAAACAAGUUGCUCCAGGGCUUAUUUUAUGAUUUCAUCUCAUAGGAUUAUGUUUUCCUGUAGUCUUGAUUCACUGCAGGUGCAGUAAACAAAAACACAGAAACUGUCAAUAAAAUGCGUGUGGAGUGAAACCUACAAGUGGCCAAUCAAGAUGACUACUUAUGGACACUAUAUUAGGCUUGAAAUAUUGUAUGGAGAUCUUCAUGUUCUUUGUAAAUGCAUCUGUGAGUAAAUUACAGGGUGACAAUUCCCCACGUUCCACUUCUGACGUCGCCAGCUGAGCUGAGGUAUAUCUCAGUUAAGUGUGUCUGAUUUCCAGAGAUCAGUAGCCAAGAGAUAACCUUCUUUGGUGUUGUCUUGAUGAAACAAUAUCCUAGCAAACCUGCAAAGAAAGAAUCCGAUGAAAUAUUUUUGUUACUGAUUUUUUUAGAAAUGCUUUCCAGUGGUUGUAUGAAUACUAUAUCUGUGAGUCAUCUGAUGUAAAAUCCUUUUCAGUUCACAGCACAAACUGAGAAGAAGGAGAUGAGAUCCAGAUAGCCCACAGCAUUAAUAAAACAUAUGCAGAGUGAAGAAUAUAUUUGUAUGAAUAGAAAGAAAUU
Messenger RNA from Centropristis striata (black sea bass), 2964 nucleotides. It is a transcript of the gene kcnk13b, whose product is annotated as potassium channel, subfamily K, member 13b. Gene Ontology annotation, cellular component: membrane. NCBI's taxonomy places the organism in Eukaryota, Metazoa, Chordata, Actinopteri, Perciformes, Serranidae. Gene Ontology annotation, molecular function: potassium ion leak channel activity. The coding region runs from base 165 to 1433 and encodes 422 amino acids. The transcript is spliced from 3 exons. The record is from RefSeq and is a predicted model, not a curated record. Gene Ontology annotation, biological process: potassium ion transmembrane transport; stabilization of membrane potential.